CGGUCCAGUGCUAAAAUGGCGACCAUUGUAUUCGUGCUGGGAAUCUGCGUGAUUUUAAUAGGGUGGAGCGGGGCAGCUCCUAACGACCCCUGCUUCAACUACAACAACAACGAAAAGGGCCCGAAUAAAGCUGCCGGUGACCCGAAGUCAAAGGAAUUGAACAUGGAUAGCGCAUUAGCCUUUCAUAGACCGCAGUCUGCAAGCUCAAGGCAGGAGGAGGAGCUGAUGCAAAAGAGUUCCAGAGCGUUAUCUACGACCUCCGACCCUCUGGAGAAGUUAAGACUUUUGUGUCUCUCGCGUGGAGCUUCAGGCAUCAUGGGACUAGGCAGGGUUUUUCGACGAAUGGACGACGACGGCAGCAAGCAACUUAACAAGGAGGAGUUCUUUAAUGGUAUCAAAGAGACCGGUUUGGAAAUUGACGAUAAGGACGCUGAAGAGCUAUUUGGGAAAUUCGAUAACGACAACAGUGGCUCAAUCAGUCUUGAUGAAUUCUUGAAACAAAUUCGCCCACCGAUGUCGGAAUCGCGUCGCGCCAUUGUCGAGCAAGCUUUCAAAAAGUUGGAUAAAUCUGGAGAUGGUGUUAUUACAGUCGACGAUAUAAAAAACGUGUAUUCAGUAAAAUCAAAUUCCAGGUAUAUGAGCGGUGAGGAUACAGCGGAUGUUAUUCUCAACAAGUUUCUUGCUAACUUCGAAACUGAGGGAACAGUCGAUGGCAAAGUAACAUUGGAGGAGUUCAUGAACUAUUAUAGCGGUAUCAGCGUGUCGAUUGACAACGAUUGUUACUUCGACCUAAUGAUGCGUCAAGCGUACAAGCUGUGAACAAUCUUCACACACGCACCAUUUAUACAGGAUACUACGAAAUACAGGUGCUUAAUGACAUCGCCGCGCCGUCUUAAAUAGAAAAUUUUCGUGAUUUUUUAUCGUUUGCUGUGUCGUUUUUAAACAACAUCUCAAACCUGUAAAAAACGAUACGUACUCUUCACCAAUGUUAAAUACGUUAUCAAAUAAAAUGAAAAUUGAAUCAAAUUUAUUGUCAUUAUACCUUGUCAGAGUUUAGUUUUCGUUGUUUUGAGGUGAAUUAUUAUUUCAGAGGCUACUUAAAAGAAACUUAAAUAAGCUUUGGCGUAUUUCCUGGAAUCCUGUAUGUAUCUACUAGUACAAUGAGCACAAAAUAUUUCUAUUAAUUA
Hyposmocoma kahamanoa is the source of this 1187-nucleotide messenger RNA. RefSeq names its product calcyphosin-like protein. The transcript has 8 exons. Bases 16 to 819 code for a protein of 267 amino acids. The record is from RefSeq and is a predicted model, not a curated record. NCBI's taxonomy places the organism in Eukaryota, Metazoa, Arthropoda, Insecta, Lepidoptera, Cosmopterigidae. Gene Ontology annotation, molecular function: calcium ion binding.